Messenger RNA from Necator americanus (New World hookworm), 1686 nucleotides. RefSeq lists its product as uncharacterized. Gene Ontology annotation, molecular function: histone H4R3 demethylase activity; P-TEFb complex binding. The transcript has 11 exons. Bases 1 to 1686 code for a protein of 561 amino acids. The record is from RefSeq and is a predicted model, not a curated record. Gene Ontology annotation, biological process: phagocytosis. NCBI's taxonomy places the organism in Eukaryota, Metazoa, Nematoda, Chromadorea, Rhabditida, Ancylostomatidae. Gene Ontology annotation, cellular component: cytoplasm; nucleus.
AUGGAUACAUCGACUCCGGUGGAAUCGGACCUUUGGACUUAUCUGACAAGCCACAGAUUCGCCAGGGACCUUGCCGACGUCAGUCAAAUUGUGAAGUGGAAACUUUUCAAAAGGCUAAGCCGAAUGUUUUAUACAAAAUCGGAAAGACGAGUGAAUUCAGCUCAAAGAAGAGAUCGACCAGAGCUUCAAAAACACGGUUGGGAUGUGCUAAAAUUGGCGAAAAAUUUCCAACUUCCUCCACUUGAUGACAAAAUGGAAAGAGUCGAUGGCACGUCAAUAACAUUAGAGGAAUUUCGUCGCAAAUACGAAGCACCUCGUAUGCCUUGUGUGAUUACCGGUUUGACGAGAAAUUGGAAGGCUCACGAAAACUGGACAAUUCAGAAACUCUUAAAAGAUUAUCCAAAUGAUAGUUUCAAAGUUGGUGAGGGAUCCAGUGGAGACACUAUUUUCCUGAAAUUCAAAUAUUUUGCCGAAUAUAUGAGAGAAAAUGAGGAUGAUAGUCCGUUGUAUAUUUUCGAUGAAUAUUUCGGCGAGGGCAAGAGAACGAAAGAAAUGCUCAAGGAUUACGAUGUACCAGUAUUUUUUAAAGAAAACUUAUUUGAUCUGCUUGGGAACGACACGAAACGACCACCAUAUAGGUGGAUUGUCAUUGGUCCAGCUCGUUCCGGAACUAACAUUCACAUCGAUCCACUUGGAACCAGUGCAUGGAACGCGCUUAUUCAUGGACAUAAACGCUGGGUAUUCAUCCAUCCAGACACACCACAUGAAUUUGUAACGAUCCCUAAAUCAGAACGUGGUAUUCAUCCGAAUGAAGCAAUCACAUGGUUUUCAACUGUUUACAAACGUAUACAUCAAGGAGACUGGCCAUUCGAACGAUAUCCAGCGUACGAAUGUCGGCAAAAUCCAGGAGAGACGUUGUUUGUGCCAUGUGGAUGGUGGCAUGUGGUCAUUAACGAGGAUGAUACUGUAGCUGUCACACAAAAUUUUUGCUCACCAGUUAAUCUUCCCUACGUUUAUCCGACAAUCCGAGAAGAGAGACCAUCGCUGGCAAGCGCGUUUCUUGAAAAACUUAACGACCUGCGUCCGGAAUUGAUGCAAACGGUUUACGAGUCGUUGCUGGAUCCGAAACCAAUAUUAGAUUCGUAUGGUUCGGACAGUGAAAAGGAGGUUAUUGGAGCGAAUGAUGGCUACGAUGAAUCCGAAACAACAUCGUUCAGCACAGACGAAUCGAGUGAUCAGGAUAGCGGUGACAAUGAAUGUGAUGAAGAGGAGGCUGAGGAGACCGAGGAGACCGAGGAUGAACAGGAAGAGAAAGGAGGUGAAAAAGAAGAGAGCGAUGAAGAAGAAGAUGAAGAAGAAGAAAGUGAUAGCCAAGAAGCGGUUGUUAACAAAUCGGGAUUUGUUGACAUCGCUGAAGGUAGCGAAGAUGAGGGUGGUUUUUGUGAAUCUGGGGAUUCCGAGGAUUCGGAAACAUAUAGCGACUAUGACACCGACGAUGACGACGAUGAUGAUGUGAGUGAACGCUCUUCUCCAUCACCGGAAAUCCACACCGAACCAGUAAGGGCAAUCACACCGAUUCUUACCGCUUCUGAAGGUGGCCUAAAACGUCGUGCUGUAACAUCACCGAAUCGUCGCCUAGGUAUACCGAUAUUUUUAAAUUCGACGCCCCGUUCAUUUAAUAAUUAA